AUGAAUUAUGACCAGGCUAAAGUUCACGUAAAUAGCCCAAGGCCUCUUAGCCAAAAUAUCACGGAAACUUAUAUUUUAUUUAUUGGAAUACAGUCACAUUUUGCUAAUGUGAAAAGAAGAGAGGUUAUUCGAAAAACUUGGUUGCAAUUUUGCUCUAAUGACAUUGGUUGCCACUACAAUUUUUUUCUUGACGGGCUAGACAUAAACAACAAAAAGGUGCCCAAAGAAGUGUUUGUACAAUACAUGAACGAGUCAAAAAACAACAAUUACGAUAUUGCUGUGAUAGAUACACCUCCAGGUCGAAAUUUUGCUGUUAGAACUUAUAAAUCUAUUCAUUAUGUCAUGGAGCACAUGAAAGUUAAAUAUUAUCUCAGGUUAGAUGACGAUCAAUACCUGUGCGUACAAAGAUUGAUUUACGAACUAAAACACAGACCUGUGGAAUGGUUAUUUUCCGGAUACACGCAUUGCGGACCAGCUCGUAUUGACGAAGGAUAUCAGUUGUUUUCUUAUAAUUUGUUACAAGUCUUCUACAAGAAGAGCGACCUUGUGUGCACUGAGUUUGGCACUGACUGUGUGUCGAGUUGGGUUUAUGAUGUUAUGGACACGCAGAACGUCACAUGGUUCACAGAAAACAAGAGAAUCCACCAACAUCAAGCCUCACUGGAUACUGCUCUACAAAAAAGAAAGGAACUUUGUCAAACGUAUAUAUCACUCCAUGGAACAUAUGAAAAAGAAAUGCAGAUUUUUCACGAUAUUGUUCUCAAGGAGGAAUUUCACGACUAUGACAUUCCACGUCCGUAUCACGUUUGUCCUGAUCACCGACGAGUCAACUUACUUGUAGAGUUAAAAAGCGCCAAAGAUCAGAUGCCGUGUGGUGCAAAACCGGUAUUUAAGAAAGACCUAAAAGGUUGGGUAGGAAGGCAAAGAAGACCACUAUAA
Molecule: messenger RNA, 939 nt
Organism: Hydractinia symbiolongicarpus
Lineage: Eukaryota; Metazoa; Cnidaria; Hydrozoa; Anthoathecata; Hydractiniidae
Exons: 1
Coding region: 1-939 (312 amino acids)
Cellular component (GO): membrane
Molecular function (GO): hexosyltransferase activity
Source: RefSeq, a predicted model, not a curated record